Molecule: messenger RNA, 543 nt
Organism: Alternaria atra
Lineage: Eukaryota; Fungi; Ascomycota; Dothideomycetes; Pleosporales; Pleosporaceae
Exons: 2
Coding region: 1-543 (180 amino acids)
Source: RefSeq, a predicted model, not a curated record
AUGAACACAGCCGUUACGAUCAGCACAGACUUCCUCCUCGCUCUCCUCCCAGUCCCUUUCGUAUGGCAACUUCAGCUCAACGGCCGCACAAAGAUAACCUUAGUUUGCAUCCUAGCGCUUGGGCUGUUCGCUGGUGUUGCCGCCAUCAUCAAGUCCGAGAAGCAAAAGACCGCCCUCAUCGACCCGGAUCCAUACAUCGACGAUACAUUCACCAUGUGGCGGUUCAUUGAAUACGAUGUCGGAAUUAUCGUUGCGUCAUUACCAUCGCUCAAGCCUCUGUUCAAACAUAUUCUUCACAAUGGUACAAGAGGCACGACGGUGAGCUCAGGACAUCAGAUUGUGAAUAAGGUGAGGUGUUCUAUGCGGAACAAGGUAGCGGACGACGACGAGGUACCGCUGGAAAACUACAAGGGGGUUGGUAACUCGGUUGAGGUGUCUUCGGGUUUGCCAAAGACGCCGGUGGAUGGUAAGAGUAGUGAGGAAAGCGUGAGACCUUUUGGGUCGAACGCUAUAUUUGUCGAUACGAAAUGGCGCGUGAGCUGA